Suillus paluster is the source of this 291-nucleotide messenger RNA. Its product is annotated as heat shock protein 70 family. The annotation marks the transcript as partial. The record is from RefSeq and is a predicted model, not a curated record. Gene Ontology annotation, cellular component: nucleus; cytoplasm; plasma membrane. Gene Ontology annotation, biological process: cellular response to unfolded protein; protein refolding; vesicle-mediated transport. Gene Ontology annotation, molecular function: ATP-dependent protein folding chaperone; heat shock protein binding; ATP binding. NCBI's taxonomy places the organism in Eukaryota, Fungi, Basidiomycota, Agaricomycetes, Boletales, Suillaceae. The transcript is spliced from 2 exons.
UUCUGCAGCACGCUCAAGCCCGUUGAGAAAGUUCUCCGGGAUUCCAAGAUCGACAAGGCCAAUGUCCACAAAAUCAUUCUGGUCGGUGGUUCUACUUGUAUUCCCCAUAUCAUCAAGCUCAUGUCUGACUUCUUCAAUGGCAAGGAGCCCAACAAGAGCAUCAACCCUGAUGAGGCUGCUGUUGUUUAUAGUGCCACCGUCCAGGAUGCCAUCCUUUCUGGUGACACUUCUGAGAAGACUCAGGACCUCUUGCUUCUCAAUGUUGCUCCUCUGUCCCUCGGGAUUGAUACC